AUGAAGUUCCUCAGCCUCCUCGCACUCGUUGCAUUUGCCAGCGCCGCUCCCACUUCCGGAUCCCCCAACGAUCUCGUAGAGAGAUUCUCCGGAGGCUGUGGUGUCAAACAGGCGUCCUUCUACGGCGAUGUUCAAGUCGCCGCCGCCGCCCAAAAGGCUUGCACUCUGUUUAAAGCCAAGCAGACCAUCGGAACGAACAAAUAUCCUCACACCUUCAACAACGGCGAGAAGUUCAAGUUCAAUGGAGUCAAGGGACCCUACCAAGAGUUUCCCAUCAUUAACACGGGCGCUCUCUACAGUGGAGGCGCUCCUGGCGCUGACCGCGUUGUAAUCACCAGCUCUUGCCAGGUCGCUGGUCUUAUUACCCACAACGGAGCCAAGGGGAACAAAUUCGUCGCUUGCUCUGGCACCAACUAA
This is a messenger RNA of Trichoderma gamsii, 417 nucleotides long. RefSeq names its product guanyl-specific ribonuclease F1. The transcript is spliced from 2 exons. Lineage: Eukaryota; Fungi; Ascomycota; Sordariomycetes; Hypocreales; Hypocreaceae. The record is from RefSeq and is a predicted model, not a curated record. Gene Ontology annotation, molecular function: RNA nuclease activity; RNA binding. The coding region runs from base 1 to 417 and encodes 138 amino acids.